Messenger RNA from Closterium sp. Naga37s-1, 2058 nucleotides. The record is from the annotation of a GenBank genome assembly. NCBI's taxonomy places the organism in Eukaryota, Viridiplantae, Streptophyta, Zygnematophyceae, Desmidiales, Closteriaceae.
AUGUGUUUUACUCGAUUCCGCGUCGCCUCGCUUCCGCUCAAAUCAGCUCUUUCCCGCCGGCCCCGUCCGCUCCUUCCCCGCCUCGAUCUGGCCUCUUCCCCCGUCAUCUCCAUUCUCUUCUUCCUCAUCCUUGUCCUCUCCUCCCUCCCGCUUUCACCUGCUCGCUCCCUCCGCCCGCUUCUCGUUCCCCGCCUCGAUGAUCCCUAUUCCACGCACGGGGCAGUUCCGAUCUUUUCCGGGCCUGCCCCGCCCGCGUUCCUGCGUUUUUUCAACGAGCUGCCCGUGCUCAAGGGCGAAUCUCGAAAGGCGAGUUACCCGGUUACCACUGGCGGAAAGGGCGGAAAGGGCGCGAAGAAGGGGAAGAAACUGGAGAAAAAGGGCUUGAAAAAGGGAGAAGCGGAAGCCGUAGGGGCGGUUUUGGAGGCGGCAAGGGCGGCAGGACCAGCAGUAAGCGCAGCAACAGAGGCAGCAGCGAGUGCAGCAAAUGCAACAGCUGCGGCAGUGGAGGCGAAAGUAGGGGCACUGGGCGAAACAUUCUCAUCCGCCAUUGCGCCAUCCCUCGCCAUACCGCCACCUCCAGCCAUAGUACUGCCCUGUGCGCCACCCCUUCCCCCGCUCCCGCCCUUUGCUGCCCGUUUCUUCGCCCCAGCCCCACCCCCCCCGCCUUGCACUCCCUUUCCCCCUCUUCCUUCAUCCCUCCCUCCUCCCCCUCCUCGCUCUUUGACCCUCCCCCCAGUACCUUCCGCCCUACCCCCACUACCUUCCGCCCUCCCCCCACUACCUUCCGCCCUGCCCCCACUACCUUCCGCCCUCCCCCCACUUCCUCCCGCCCUGGCCCCACUACCUUCCGCCCUCCCCCCACUACCUUCCGCCCUCCCUCCACUACCUUCCGCCCUCCCCCCACUACCAUCCGCCCUCCCCCCGCUACCUUCCGCCGCCCCCCUUCCUUCCCUUCCCGCCCCUGUCCCUCCUCUGCCUGCUGCUUCGCCUCCUUCUUCGCCUCCCUUUCCCAGCCUCCCCUCUCCGGCGCUCCCCCCCAAACCCCCUGCUGCAUCUGCUCCCAGACCUGCUCCUGUUCCUCCCGAACCUCCCACCACAGCUGCUCCCAGACCUGCUCCCAUUCCUCCCGAACCUCCCACCGCAGCUGCUCCCAGUCCUGCUCCUGUUCCUCCCGAACCUCCCACCACAGCUGCUCCCAGACCUGCUCUGAUUCCUCUCGAACCUCCACCACAGCUGCUCCCAGACCUGCUCCUGUUCCUCCCGAACCUCCCACCGCAGCUGCUCCUAGACCUGCUCCUGUUCCUCCCAAACCUCCCACCACAGCUGCUCCCAGACCUGCUCCUGUUCCUCCCAAACCUCCCACCACAGCUGCUCCCAGACCUGCUCCUGUUCCUCCCGAACCUCCCACCCCAGCUGCUCCCAGACCUGCUCCUGUUCCUCCCGAACCUCCCACCCCAGCUGCUCCUAGACCUGCUCCUGUUCCUCCCGAACCUCACACCGCAGCUGCUCCCAGACCUGCUCCUGUUCCUCCCAAACCUCCCACCGCAGCUCCUCCCAGACCUCCGCCGAUUCCCCCCGGACCUCCAGCCACAUCCGGUCCCAGACCUGCUCCGAUCCCGCCCAAACCUCCUGCUGCCGGUGCUCCCACAGCUGCUCCAAUUUCUCCCGAACCUCCUGCCACAGCUGCUCCCGGAGCUGCUUCAGUCCCACCCAGAUCUCCUGCUACCGUUGCUCACAAACCUGCUCCAAUACCUCCCGGACCUCCUACCGCAUCUGCUCCCAGACCUGCUCCAAUUCCUCCCGGACCUCGUGCCACAGCUGCCCCGAAACCUGCUCCGAUUCCACCCAAACCUCCUGCUGUUGUUUCUCCCAGACCUGCUCCAAAUCCUCCCAAACCCCCUGCCACAAUUGCUCCCAGACCUGCUCCAGUCCCACCCAAACCUCCUCCUGUCGUUGCUCCCUAGCCUUCCAUCCUCCCUUGCCCCCACCGCCCCUCCUCCUUUCCUCUCUAACUUCCUCAUUCCCACCCUUCACCCCACCCAUCUUCCCCAACCUUGA